CCGCGCUCAGCCUCCCCCGCGCCGCCACCGAGGGUCCUGCCGCCCCGUCGCGCCCCAGGCCGGUGCCGGACCCCGCACCACGGCGCCCGCUGCCAGCCAGCGCCACCCGAGCCCUGAGCCCAGAGAGCCGCGCGUCCCGCAGACCCGGUUCUCUAGCUAGCACCUUCUCCCUUUCUGCCAUCGUUUUCUCCUCCUGCCGGACCUUCUUCUAACUCCUCAUCUCCCCAUCUCUCCAUCUCCCUCCCUUUUCUCCUUGUCCCCGGCCUCUCAUCCCCACCUGAGACCUUUCCUGUCUUUGGCACCUCUUCUUGCUUUCCGACUCCUCAGGCAGCGGUCCUACUCGAUCCUGGGGACUUAAUUGUGUUCCUCUCAGAGUCUUACUUUCUCCCGGCUCAUCCCGGGGUUGUCUGACCUUGGGGCCAGGAAGGAUGGUUCCCGGGGUGAGAAUCUUCUCCUCUUUGCUGGGACUCGUGAUGCUCUGGUUCCCCUUGGACUCGCAAGCCCGAGCCCGCCCAGGCAAAGUCUGCCUUUUCGGUGAGAAGAUCUAUACCCCCGGCCAGAGCUGGCACCCCUACCUGGAACCACAAGGCACGAUAUACUGUGUGCGAUGUACCUGCACUGAGAGCGGCCACGUGAAGUGUUACCGCCUCCGAUGUCCGCCCCUCCCCUGCUCGCAGCCUGUGAUGGAGCCACAGCAGUGCUGCCCCAGGUGUGUGGAUCCUCAUGCCCCCUCUGGGCUUCGGGCUCCCUUAAAAUCCUGCCAGCUCAAUGAGACCACAUACCAACAUGGAGAGGUCUUCAGUGCGCAGGAGCUGAUGCCCACCCGCCUGUCCAACCAGUGUGUCCUCUGUACCUGUAUUGAGGGCCACACUUACUGCGGUCUCAUGACCUGCCCCGAACCCGGCUGCCCCACCCCACUUCCUCUGCCUGACUCUUGCUGUCAGACCUUGAAAGACAGGACAAGUGAGAGUUCCACUGAAGCCUUGGCACAGUUACAGCCUGGAGAGAGACAGGAUCCACACUCGGAGGAGGGAAAGAGGAGAGGCCCCAGCCCCCCAGCCCCCACCAGCCUCAGCUCCCCUCUGGGCUUCAUCCCUCGCUACUUCCGGCCAAUGGGGACAGGCAGCACUACUAUCAAGAUUAUCCUGAAGGAGAAACACAUGAAGGCUUGCACCCACAAUGGGAAGACAUACUCCCAUGGGGAAGUGUGGCACCCUACUGUCCUCUCCUUCGGUCCCAUGCCCUGCAUCCUGUGCACGUGUGUGGACGGCGACCAGGACUGCCAUCGCGUCACCUGCCCCACCCAAUACCCCUGCAGUCAACCCAAGAAAGUGGCUGGGAAGUGCUGCAAGAUCUGCCCAGAGGAUGAGGCAGAUGCCGACCACACUGAGGUCAUUUCCACCAAGUGUCCCAAGGUCCCAGGCCAGGUCUCCGUGUACACAUUGGUAUCUCCAAGCCCAGAUGGCCUGCAUCGCUUUGUCCUGGAGCAUGAAGCCUCUGACCAGGUAGAGAUCUACAUCUGGAAGCUCGUGAAAGGAAUCUUCCACUUGGUUCAAAUCAAGAGAGUCAGGAAGCAAGAUUUCCAGAAAGAGGCCCAGAACUUCCGGCUGCUCACCGGCACCCAUGAAGGUUACUGGACCAUCUUCCUAGCCCAGACUCCAGAGCUGAGAGUCACAGCCAGCCCAGACAAAGUGACCAAGACAUUAUAACAAGGACCUAAACAAUUGAAGAUAUGAGCUUUAUUGUUUUUGUUAUUAUAUAUUAAUAAAGAAGUUGCAUUCUCCCCC
Peromyscus leucopus (white-footed mouse) is the source of this 1787-nucleotide messenger RNA. RefSeq names its product chordin like 2 (gene Chrdl2). The coding region runs from base 429 to 1709 and encodes 426 amino acids. Gene Ontology annotation, molecular function: protein binding. The transcript is spliced from 11 exons. NCBI's taxonomy places the organism in Eukaryota, Metazoa, Chordata, Mammalia, Rodentia, Cricetidae. The record is from RefSeq and is a predicted model, not a curated record.